GUUAUUAUCGAGCCGAAACUUCCGGUUGUAUCCGUGAUACUAGUGCAAUAAAUAUAAAGUAAAUUCUGAAAUGGAGCAACAGAUCAAGGCUUGUGUGGACAAUGGAACAGAAAUUGAUUGGGACGCGUGGACUAUUGAAAAGCUUCAGAGCCGACUAACUACCCUUGGAUUAUCCCCUGAGGGGAACAAACUUACCUUAAUAUUACGGCUACUAGACUACGUUAAUAAACAUGGUCCUGAAUGCUUAGACGAGAAUUUUCAGCGCAUGGAAAUAGUAAGCGAUGAAGAAUCAGACGAGGAAGAGCACGAAGGAGACUUUGUUAUUGAGACGAAAGAAGAUGGUGAAGAAAUAAAGCGUCCAACUCGAUUGCAAUUUGCAACUGAUUUAAUAUCUUCAGAGAAAUCUCGAACUGUGAGACUCUUCCCCAUAACUAGCUCUAUGCUAAAAGAUCCAGCUUUACAAGAAGUAUUUUCUCUCUCAGAAAGUUUUAUAUUACGAUUUUGUCCAGCCGAACCAGGAACGUCAGAAUACGAGCAGUCAGCCGACAAAAAAGGGAUUGCUGAGCUAAGAUUUAGAACGUUUCUCGAAGCAGAAACAACUUCGAAAGGUUUGACAAAGAGCCUCUUUGGUGUUACAGUUAAACAUUUAAAAUCGUCAACAAAAGGAGUAAUGCGUUAUUGGGAUAAUCAGUACGAAACUGAAAAAAGCGUUCACCCAGAAAGUUAUGCAAAAAGAAUUAAACAGUCUGAGGAUGCUGCUAUCAGAACGGUUGUUCUCUAUUGCAACCAAAAUAUUGAGAAUAUUAGCGAAGAAACAAUCGCGAAAGCGCUUAAUCUUCAAACACCGUUUUCAAUAUAUUUGCCUAGAAACGCCGACAGGCGACCAAAAGGCUAUUUAUAUGUAUCAUUUGAUUCCUCUAAAGCAGCGAGUGCCUUAUAUGAAACCAUAAGUAAAAAUGAUAUUUUGUUGGAUGAUGUUCAACUUAAGGCAACUUUAAUAGAUGGCGUUAUUAUAUUAGAUGAUCAAACAUUUGAAUUGAAAGUUUCUGGUGAUGAUGUAAACACAGAUGAUAUUCCAUCAUCGUUCUCUGCAGCAGGAGAAAUGCUUCCUCAUCCAGAAUUGUUAUCUGAAAAAAGAAGAGCUAAAAUGGAGCAAAUGGUACGAAACCUUCAUGGAAAAUUAAAAGAAAUUCAAGGCAAAAAAAACGACGAAACAAUUUCCUCAACAAAAAAAAAAUUAGGUAAACUUCAACAAAAGCUGUUAUUGGAUAAAGCUUUAAAGAUGAAUAUGGGAACUUGGUCAAAUACUAAAAGGGGCAAUAAAAAAAAAACCGAAGUUGCUAAACCUAAAAUAGCAACAUCUAAUAAAAAUCUUAAAAGCAAUACCUGGCAGAAAUCGAAUAGCGAAUCGAAAAAUGUUAUUAACAAACGAAAUAGAAAUCAUCGGGGUAGAACACCAUCUAUUGGUGGUUUCAAGCAGCGUUCAAAUUGGGGUCAACCAAGAUCAACCAGCGGUUUUUACCAAAGCAGAGACAGCUACCCAAGCAAUCACCCUGCCAUAUCUAACUAUUCUAAUCCAAACUACGGAUAUUCAACUGUUGGAGCUUACGAAACAAACGGUGCAAUUCCAGAACAAGGAUUUGGUAGAGGAUAUAACAGCCGACGACCUGCCAAUAAAUCCUACAACGAUUCCCAAUAUUGGUAA
Molecule: messenger RNA, 1705 nt
Organism: Dimorphilus gyrociliatus
Lineage: Eukaryota; Metazoa; Annelida; Polychaeta; Dinophilidae
Source: the annotation of a GenBank genome assembly